GCCUCGCGCGCUUCACCCGCCAGGUUUUGCCUGAGCCCGCGAGCGUCUGGUGAUGGAGAACCCAGACGAUGCAGCGGACGGCAAACAGCGCGUCCACUUGCGCUCUAGCUCGCUGCGUGGCGCCGCGCCGGCUACGCUGCACCUCCUGCCCUGCGAGGUUCCGGUGAGCCGGCCCGCUCCGGUGGAACGCUUCUUCACGCCUGCCGUUCGCAGCGGUGCAGACGGGCUGCAGGUGUCGUUUCGGGGUCGCUGCCUGCAGGGCGAGGAGGUGGCUGUGCCUCCGGGAUUUUCGGGAUUCGUGAUGGUGACGGAGGAGAUGGGAAAGGGGCUGAUAAGGAAGCUGAACUCGGGGGACGCGGAAGACAAAACGAACAAGGCGCAGGAACCGCUAGCGCGCGAUUUCGACCGCUCCAUCGGAGCCACGGGCAGCUUUAGCCACUUCACACUGUGGGGUCUGGAAACGGUCCCCGGUCCGGAUGCCAAAGUGCACAGGGCCCUAGAUUGGCCCAGCCUCGCUGCAGCGCUACAUCGCUGUUGGCCAGUCUUUGCUCAAUCAUCCCUGGACAAGAUGGAUCAGAGAGGCUGGUGUCUGGAAAGGCAGCCAGAAGUGCAAGAGGGUUUCCUACUCAGCCCUCCUGGAUGCACAUGUGUAUGGUCCCAUGAACCCAUUAGAUGCCAUACUUUCCUCUAGUUCUGAGUUCCUGACCCUGUUCAGUGAUUGCCCCUCCCUGUAUCUGUCUCAUGGUACUUCUAUGGUCAGUCCCCCGAGUUUCUAGAGAAAGUAAUUCCUAACUUGAAACCACCCAACUAAAAAAUACUCCAAACAGAU
Messenger RNA from Microtus oregoni (creeping vole), 829 nucleotides. RefSeq names its product ribonuclease H2 subunit C (gene Rnaseh2c). The record is from RefSeq and is a predicted model, not a curated record. Bases 53 to 691 code for a protein of 212 amino acids. Gene Ontology annotation, cellular component: ribonuclease H2 complex. Lineage: Eukaryota; Metazoa; Chordata; Mammalia; Rodentia; Cricetidae. The transcript has 4 exons. Gene Ontology annotation, biological process: RNA catabolic process.